This is a messenger RNA of Dipodomys spectabilis (banner-tailed kangaroo rat), 3844 nucleotides long. RefSeq names its product ubiquitin specific peptidase 43 (gene Usp43). The record is from RefSeq and is a predicted model, not a curated record. The transcript is spliced from 15 exons. Bases 1 to 3414 code for a protein of 1137 amino acids. NCBI's taxonomy places the organism in Eukaryota, Metazoa, Chordata, Mammalia, Rodentia, Heteromyidae. Gene Ontology annotation, molecular function: cysteine-type deubiquitinase activity. Gene Ontology annotation, biological process: protein deubiquitination.
AUGGACCCGGGCCCUGGGGACCCGGCAGGAGAGCGGCCAGCCGCGCCCCGGCCCCGCCGCCGCCGCUCCCUGCGCCGCCUGUUCAGCCGCUUCCUGCUGGCGCUGGGCAGCCGCUCCCGGCCCCGGGACUCGCCACCCCGUUCCCAACCCCAACCCCAAUCCGGACACUGCGAUGGCGACGGCGAGGGGGGCUUUGCCUGCGCUCCAAGUCCGGCUGUAGCAGCCCCCGGGAGCCCCGUAGCGGAGCGCCUGCUCGGACCCCCAUCCCAGCUCCCCGCGGGCAAUGGGGUGCGGCCGCCCGGCGCGCAGGGCUUGAAGAACCACGGCAACACCUGUUUUAUGAACGCCGUGGUGCAGUGUCUCAGCAACACCGACCUGCUGGCCGAGUUCCUGGCGCUGGGACGCUACCGGGCGGCGCCGGGCCGCGCCGAGGUCACCGAGCAGCUGGCGGCGCUGGUGCGCGCGCUCUGGACCCGCGAGUACACGCCCCAACUUUCCGCCGAGUUCAAGAAUGCUGUUUCCAAGUAUGGCUCUCAGUUCCAAGGCAACUCCCAACAUGACGCCCUGGAAUUCCUGCUCUGGCUGCUGGAUCGUGUCCAUGAGGACCUGGAAGGCUCGUCUCGUGGUCUGGGGACUGAGAAGGUACCUCCUGAAGGUCGCAGAGCCUCCGAGAGCCUCCUGUCCCCACCUGCCCAGCUUUCUCUAGGCCCCAGCUUUGUGCAGAGUCAUUUCCAGGCCCAGUACAGAUCUUCCCUGACUUGUCCCCACUGCCUGAAACAGAGCAACACCUUCGAUCCUUUCUUGUGUGUUUCUCUUCCCAUCCCCUUGCGCCAGACAAGGUUCUUGAGUGUUACUUUGGUCUUCCCCUCUAAGAGCCCACGUUUCCUGCGGGUUGGCUUGGCUGUGCCCAUCCUUGGCACAGUGGCCACCCUGAGGAAGAUGGUGGCUGAGGAAGGAGGGAUCUCUACAGAUGAGGUGAUUUUGGUUGAACUGUAUCCCAGUGGAUUCCAGCGGUCUUUCUUUGAUGAAGAGGACCUGAAUAGCAUUGCAGAGGGAGAUAAUGUGUAUGCUUUCCAAGCACCUCCAUCUCCUGGCCUUGGGACACUCUCAGCUCAUCCAUCUGGUCUCUCAGUGUCCCCCCGCUUGGUGGCCCAUGAGGGUCAGCGAUUAUCUCUGUCUCAUCACAGUGAGAACAAAGUGCUCAUCCUCUUCUGUAACCUGGUAGGGUCAGGGCAGCAGGCCAGCAGGUUUGGCCCACCAUUCUUGAUAAGGGAGGACAGAACUAUUUCCUGGGCUCAGCUCCAACAGUGUAUCCUCAGUAAAGUCUGCUGUCUCAUGAGGACUGAGGGUUCUGCACAGAACCUGGGAUCUCUGUUCUCCAUCCGUGUUGUCGGUCUUUCCCUGGCCUGCAGCUACUUAUCCCCACAGGACAGCUGUCCCCUCUGCCACUGGGCAGUUGACAGGGCUUUGCACAUCAGGAAGCCAGGUGGCCCCCCCCACAUCAAGCUGGCUGUGGAGUGGGAUAGUUCUAUCAAGGAGAGGCUAUUCGGAAGCCUCCAGGAGGAGCGGGUCCAGGAUGCGGACAGUGUGUGGCGGCAGCAGGCGGCGCACCAGCAGCCCAGCUGUACCCUGGACGAAUGUUUUCAGUCCUACACCAAGGAGGAGCAGCUGGCCCAGGAUGACGCUUGGAAAUGUCCACACUGCAAGGUCCUCCAGCAAGGCAUGGUGAAGCUGAGCUUGUGGACCCUGCCUGACAUCCUCAUCAUCCACCUGAAAAGGUUCUGUCAGGUGGGGGAGAAAAGGAACAAGCUCUCCACACUGGUGAAGUUUCCACUGUCUGGCCUGGACAUGGCCCCGCAUGUGGCACAGAAGAGCGCUAGCUCCAAGCCGGUGCCUGGCCCCUGGCCCUCCUGGCAGCAGCCGACCCACCUCCCUACUGCCUAUCCGCUGGACUUCUUGUACGACCUGUAUGCCGUCUGCAACCACCACGGCAGUCUGCAAGGUGGGCAUUACACAGCCUAUUGCCGGAACUCUCUGGAUGGCCAGUGGUACAGCUACGAUGACAGCACAGUGGAACCACUUGGAGAAGAUGAGGUCAACACCAGAGGGGCAUACAUCCUGUUUUAUCAGAAGCGGAACAGCAUCCCACCCUGGUCAGCCAGCAGCUCCAUGAGAGGCUCCACCAGCUCCUCCUUGUCUGACCACUGGCUCAUGAGGCUCAGCAGCAACAAUGGGAAUAGCACGGCGGGCAGCCUGCUCUCCUGGAGCUCUGCCCCCUGCCCUUCCCUGGCCCGGGUGCCUGACUCUCCUGUCUUCACAAACAGUCUUGGCAACCAGGACAAGGGUGGGCUGGAGUCCAGACCUCUGGUUCGGGGCCUGCAUGGUCGAAGCAUUAGUAUGAAGGCACCCACCUCUUCCCGAGUCAAGCAUGGGCCCUUCAAAACCAUGCCCCUCCGCUGGUCCUUUGGGCCCAAGGAGAAACGACCUGGUGCAUCUGUGGAGUUGGUAGAGUACUUGGAGUCUCGACGGAGACCACGCUCUACCAGCCAGUCCAUUGUGCCUCUGCUGAUGAGUGCUGCUGGUGGGAACGAGAAGUCAACAUUGCCAGGCUCAGAUGUCACCCUUUCUGCUAAUGGCGAUGACAGCAGCCAAGCCAAUGGGAGAGGAGCAGCGGGGUUCCCUUGUCCUUCAAGGUACCCAAACCACCACCUGGCCCCUGGAUCCUUAGAUGGUCUGAACGCAGCCAGGACGCUGAAGGAAAAUGUAAGCCAGGAUAUCCGGCUUCCCAAAAAGUUUGACCUGCCCCUCAGUGUGAUGCCCUCGGUGGGGAAUGAGAAGCCAGCCCGUGCGGAGGGCCAGAAGAGUGCCAACUGGAAGGGAAGUGGCCCAGUGGGAAGCCAGAGCAGCCCAUCAUCCCCCUCUGUGGCUUUGUCUAGAAAUAUUAAGGACAGUGGCCGAGGGACCUUGCCCAAGAUGAAGGCUGCUACGGAGGAAAGGGCCUCAGGGGAUAGGCUCCCUCAGGGGACACUCACUCUUCUGAGGUCCAUGUUUUGGAAGAAAGAGCACAGGAAGGUUGACAGGGCUGAGGGCUUGCCACCAGUACCCCCAGGGUCCCUGGCAAGUGGCAGGCUGAGCCCUGCUAUGGAUGGGCAGGCUCGAGGCUCAUCUCCUGCUCUCAGGAUACGAGAGAGCCUGAUCAGGGGCUCUGGCAGCCACCUGGAGAGGGACGUCCGAUCUGCACCCAGCUCUCUCCACCUCCCUCGUAAAGCUGGCAGGCCCCCCAGAGCCAGUGCUACUGGCGCCCCCCAGAGGAGUGUUCCAGGAGAGCAGACUUCUUAUGGUACCUUGCAAAGGGUGAAAUACCACACUCUUUCCUUAGGUCGAAAGAAAACCUUACCAGAGUCCAGCUUCUGAGAAACAUUUGGGAACUAUGUGAAACUGGAACUGGGCACUUGGCAGCUGUGGGAAGCCUGAGUUCAGCAUGGCUUUUCUCACAAGUUUUCUUGUGAGCCCUGAAAGUAAAACUCCGCAGCUGAACUUCCAGCGUCCAAUGUCCCAAUAGUCCUGUGUCCAAAUAACCUACUGUCUUGUUGGGUGCUUUGAUACAUCCUGGCCACUAGAGGAUGAUAUCGGGUCAGUAUAACCAUUUCAAGAACUGAUAUUUUGCUUAACUAAUUCCAGAACCUGAGUAUUAAAAAAGAGUCUUCAAUGUCAUUUCAAGUACUAUUACUGGCUUCUCCUUUUUUUUCCCUCCUCAAAAAAGAUUUAAUAGUGGACUUAUACAUUUUUUUCCAUGAGAUGCUUUUCUGGCAUAAGCAUCAAAGAUGUCAAGAAAAGAAAAAGA